AUGACCGAUGAAUUUAAUCGAUAUUAUAUUAAAAUUCGGACAAUUCUGGAAAUAAAUGCAAAGAUAAUUUGCGAGGAACUUACAACAGCAUUGGGACCUGAUGCUGCAGCAUAUUCAACUGCUGCAAAAUGGGCGAAACAUUUUCGUGAAGGGAGAGAGGACGUCAAUGAUGACUUUCGAUCUGGUCGUCCGAUUUCGGUACUUACAGAUGAAAAUAUCGAACAAGUUCGACAAGUUAUCGAAGAUGAUCCGCAUUCAACCUAUGAUGAUAUCAUAGCCGAGACUUCCCUCUCUCAUGGUACAAUAGAACGGAUUAUUCAUGACUGUUUAAAGAUGAGAAAAGUUGCAUCAAGUUGGAUUGCUCACAAACUCAGUGAUGAACAAAAGCAACAACGACUUAGAGUUUGUCGUCAAAAUCUAGCAAAAUUUCAGACUGGUAAAUGGAGAUUAUCUGACGUCAUUACUGAUGCUGAGACAUGGAUUUAUCAUAGACAGAUCGGGCGAAAGUCAAGUAAUGCUACAUGGAUUACAUGGAAAUGA
Messenger RNA from Didymodactylos carnosus, 540 nucleotides. NCBI's taxonomy places the organism in Eukaryota, Metazoa, Rotifera, Eurotatoria, Philodinida, Philodinidae. The record is from the annotation of a GenBank genome assembly.